Messenger RNA from Acanthaster planci (crown-of-thorns starfish), 2209 nucleotides. RefSeq names its product S-crystallin SL11-like. Gene Ontology annotation, biological process: glutathione metabolic process. Gene Ontology annotation, molecular function: glutathione transferase activity. Lineage: Eukaryota; Metazoa; Echinodermata; Asteroidea; Valvatida; Acanthasteridae. The record is from RefSeq and is a predicted model, not a curated record.
GUUUGUAGACACAAAUGUAUCAGCUAAAUAAUCACAAAAAUGGAAGAAUCCACGUAACCAGGUCGUGAAACUUUAACCUUAGCCCUUUUUAGAUGUCAGUCAAUAAUGCAAACUCAGUACCGAACGCCCCGUUCAAACCCCAACAUUGCAUGCUGGCAAGCGGUUAUAUGCAGGCUCAAUAGCGAGGCAGAAUCCUACAGUUCAUCGUCAUGGUGAAAUACGUUCUUCACUACUUCAAGGCACGGGGCCGCGCCGAGAGCAUUCGUCUUGCUUUCAAGCUAGCUGAGAUCGACUUUGAAGAAGUGAACUUUGAUUUUUCGGAAUGGCCGAAGUACAAAGCAAAUUAUCCAACUCAGCAAGUCCCGGUACUGGAGGUGGAUGGAAGAAUGUUUGGUCAGAGUAAGGCAAUCCUGCGAUAUCUGGCUAAAGAAUUCGGGCUUUACGGUAAGACGAACAUAGAGACUGCAUUCAUAGAUCAGGCCAUCGAUAUGGUGGAAGACAUUUGGGCACCAUUUAACGCCAUUUUCACUGCACCUUUGGGAAGCAAGGCAGAAAAGGUGGAAAAGUUCUUGGCAGAAACAGUGCCCAAAGUCUACCAAGCCUUGGAGCGAUUGCUCGGUCUUGAGGUUGCAGGGGAUUUCUUCGUCGGCAAGACGAUCACGGCUGCUGAUCUCUUUUUCUUCACCGCUGUUGAUCUCGUCGAUCAUAUGUCAAAGGGCGCCAAUUCCUUGGAGAACCAUCCCAAGCUGGACGCCCUCAAGGGCCGUAUUGCAGCCAACCCCAAGAUUGCAGCAUGGUUGGCAGUGCGACCCCCCGAGAUUCCACUUUAAGAGGAAACAUGAAUAGGAUCUGUUCUUUUGACGUCAUAUUCAUGUUUUCCUUCCAGUGGCUACUUAAACUAUUUACAAAGUGUUAAAAAUCCCAUGCAGCUGUCAGAACCCCUAAAUACUAAAUCAAAAUACAACUCUAUUUAGAUCUAAUGAGAUAGGCCCUACUUGUCCGUUUUGAACGAAUUUGGGGUAAAAUUGACAACCAACCGAAAGGUGAUAUAUGUAUUUCUGUAAACUUUGGUCGCCCAUACAAGUUGUGGCAAAAUGAGAGUGUUCUAUACAUAAUCUGUUGGCUGCAGAUAGGAUUCGUCAUGAAUCAAGUUCGUUUCUGUGUUUCUCUAUUUUGAUAUAACCAAUCAGGCCUUAGGUUAAUGUGAUAUGAAGACAUAAAAAUUUGCCAACUGUUUGUUAAAAACACAAAAUAACUAUAGGCCUACCUCGCGUUUGAGAUGGCUUAAUUCAAGUACAUUUUUUCUCAUUUUAACCAUUCUUAAUUUACAUAUAUAUCAGUUGAGUGCACCGUCUGUAGGCAUCGCUUGUUUGUGUAGUGGUUCGAAUUUGGGGUCAUAAAUUUCAACGUAUGUAUUUUGUAGCUGUAACACACACUUCUGUUUCUGCUUAUUUUUUUAACAUUUAUUAUUAUUUUAAUUAUUUUCGUAUUAUUUCGUAUUUCUAUUAGUCACUUUCAGUGUAUUUUAUAAUUUUUAACUAUUGUACUUGCUGGGAUCCAUUGAGGGUCAGUUUUUGUACUGAAUGGGUAUCAGGGUAAAUAAGAUAAUAACAAUAAUAAUAAUAACACUUUAUUAUAGAGUCUAUUAAGUAAUUCAAAAAGAUGAAAUCAUUACAGGUUUAUUGUGUAAAAGUUAGCUUAGCUGAUCCGGGAUCAGCCUUAUCAUCAAAUGAAAGUUUAUAUGGGACGAUAAAGUUACUUGAUUGAUUGAAAUAUUUUCUUUGUGUAUUUAGGUGGUGAAGUUUCAUUGUUUAACGAUGAAAUGCUCUCAAGACAGUGACAUAUAAACUCCAAGGUAAAUGUGUUUCUCAAUGUUGACAUUGUCAAAGGACACCAGAAAAAAUCACAAGCCCCCUUAUGUUGAAUUCUAACCUACAACCUCGGACUGCUUGCGAUUUUUUUUUUAAAUAAAGUUCCCAAAUGAAACGUCUUCACUGAUGUCGUAGGUUCAAGGCCCAUCAUAGUUCCCUCGUGAAUUUCACUCACGGGCUCUCGGACAGACGCUAGUGAUCAGUGCUAGUGAAACCACGACAAAGGUAAAAACUCUAUGAAAAAGCAGCAUUCCGCAUUACGACAGAUACUUGUAAUGAUCAGACAAGAACCACCUGCUCAAAAAAGGAGAAAUAAAAGGCAGGCUAAUCCAAUCAAA